Xenopus tropicalis (tropical clawed frog) is the source of this 922-nucleotide messenger RNA. The record is from RefSeq and is a predicted model, not a curated record. NCBI's taxonomy places the organism in Eukaryota, Metazoa, Chordata, Amphibia, Anura, Pipidae.
AUCUGGCCCAGCCUUUCUCUCUCUAUAUACCUCCGUAGGUGUCCAAGCUGCGCUCCCCUGUACCCUUAAUGAGACACCACAAGGACUGCUGACUGUGCAGUGGCACCACAACGCAGGGUCACUGGACCAGAACUCACAGGUUCUGACCAUCAGCCCAGUCAGUUCAGAGGAUGCUGGGAUGUACAGAUGCGAUAUUACCUAUAAAGGUCAUGUGAUGACAAGGCGCAUACAGUUAAAGGUCAUUCAAGUGUAUUCCUCAGGCUCAGCUUUUAUGAGAGAGGGUUCUGCUCUGCAGUUGCUGUGCAAUGUCAGCGGAUCCGAUGGCGGGGAAAAGUAUGUAUGGACCGGACCCAACCCCGCAAGUGGCCGAAGAAACCAGCAGGACGGAGCGGUGUUAGACUUGCCUGCGGUGCAAACAGGAGACACGGGAGUGUGGAACUGCUCUGUGUAUGGGAAGCAAGGGCUUGUGGGGCAGCUGCAGUAUAUGCUCUAUGUGCAUGCUGCUCAGGUCUCAGCCUUUGCCGCCUUCUCAUCAUGGCCAACAUAUGUCACUUUCCUACUCAUCAUUCUGCUGGUGUUGGGACUCAUAAGUGCAAUCUCUUGGCAUAACCGCAGGAGGCGGCUGUUGCACCUACUUGCAAGGACCACCAUAGAUGUGUCUUCGCUUAAAAAGGUGGAAGUCUGAUUGAGCCACAAAAACCCUUUGCUUCUGGCUGAACAAGUCUAUUAUCCCCAAGGAAAAGAACCCUAUUUGUCAGAAGGACUUACCUGUUAGGGGCCACUAUGCACAAUAAUGGAUCAGGACUAGAGCAGGAACUUGAUGGUGCUUAUACCUUGUCCCGUGGAUCCGGCACUGCUUCGGGCAGCUGUUGGCCAUUCUGUAAAAUUUUGUAAAAUAAAAUAUAUGUUUAUUUAACGCUGA